GUUGAAAAACCAUCAGUGGAAGAAAAUUUUCAUGGCAGCAGUGUCGGUGAAGCAGAGAUGUCAAGUGCUGUCUAGUUUUUCGCAAACUUCCGAUGGAAAUGUAAAAUUUAUAACCGGAGACGCUACGGUUUCGCUAGAUGAUGAUGUAAUAUGUUGACCAGCAGUGGAUUUAAAGUGGAAGAAGUGACAACGGGGCCCAAAAUUCGACGGGAAUGAUUCGGCUGUGCCAAGUGUUUUCCUGAAGGACCAGCGUUUUCAAUCGCCUGGACUGUUCCCCCUUGCGGAGUACCCAAAGGGUUUGAAUUAGCGUGAAUGCGACAAAAAUCAAUUUUUGGAAAGCAUCAGCGAAGAAGGUCGAUAAAAAUGGGUGUGUGUGGGUUGAUUCGGAAAGAAUUUCGCAGUGAUGAGUGAUGUUGAUUAUUUUGAUUGGUUUCUGAAAGCAACAAAAUUGCAAUUAGGAAGGAAAAGUUGAAGUCAUAGAUAUUUACUAUACAGUUGCAUUUAUUACUGCCGAAGCAAUUCGAGACUUGUUCACAAAGAGUAUGGAAGAGAACUGAUGAAAGAUAAACCAAAGUGCAUUCGAAUAUGCUUAUUAUCUGCAUCGGUUUGUCUAUCUAAAAAAAUAAUUAUGAUGAUAAGCUUGAGAGCGAGUUGUGCAAAAUAUUGGUGAAAAUAUGCAUUUAUGUUCAUUAUCCCACGUCGCAGUUGGAAAAAAAACCAGAAGGCCAAUCGAUCACUUCUCUUGUUGGAAGAUGAUUACUUCGGAAAUCGUGAUACAGUGUGUGAAUGAUGAAGAUUAGUACCAUCAUUAUAACUUGAAAAACUCCCACGCGUAGCUGCGCCUCUCACGAACGCGAACCACAUUCAUCUUCACUACUGCUUUUGGCAGCAGAAAUACCAAAAAAGGACUUUAUGCACGGUAGCGGAAAGCUGCAUCCGUUGAAAUAUGACGUAAAAUACUUCAUAAAACCAGCACUUCUAGUUUUGAGAAGACCACAACCGAUACGAGGACCGCCGCUUAAGUGGAGAAGUUUUCGGGAGCUCCCAAUUUUGGAGUCAAAGUGCGUACGGAAUAACCCAUUAGCCAGCCGCCCCUUGACCGACGCUACCCAAGCCAGUUGUUGUGUCGUACAUGAACCGAUAAGUUGGAGAGCAACAAGCAUCUUCUGUCGUCGCCAGUUCAGCCAGUUCAGCCCUUUACUGGUUGGCACUGUGUUGUUAUUUAUUUCUCGUGGAUGAUGCGCAAACGAAUUAAGUAACGACGGCUCGCGACCACAAGUGUGUGUUUGUGUGUGUGUGACGGAUAUUGUGUUGCUAGACUUGUACCGCCAGCGUAGAAAGGCCUCCGGGGAUAGGAACAACAUUAGUGGAAGCAAACCGCAUAUGAGAAAUGAUUGCUACCGAUAUGACUAAGCGGGCAAAUGUGCUCGUUUAAAUGGAUCGAGUUUGGAGAAUCAAUUAGGAAACCAAAUAAAUAAUCGCUACUUCGAGGCGUCGUUGGGGAGCAAAGUACAACCGCAGCAAUAUGUCUUCAUCGGCCAAUGGUGAAAUAGCCAACGGUGGUAGAAUGAAUACUGAUGACAUGUACGCAAAUUUGCCGUGCCAUGAGCGAAUGCGGAACGGUGCCGGUGGCGUCGAUAGCGACGAGGGUAGUGGUCUAACGCCAAAUGUAGCUUCCACUGCGGACAAUGGGUGCGCCUCGGGGGGAUUUACCGUCGAUCAGCAGCCAGCUGUGGAAAAUAACAAUAAAAUCCAAAACAAUUUGGCCAUGAACAGUAGGGAUAGUUUAUAUGCGACACCGCUGAAAAGGUCCGAACGGCCUAAACUGCUGCAGCAGGGGGCAACCCCCAAGGGACGUCCGCCAAUCGCAACACCAGUGACGCGUGCCAUCGGUCAUGCCAAUAUGGAUGAUCAUUUGAACAAUAGCAAUGGAAGUGGAUCGUCGCUGACGACAGCGGAUCGUGACGUGAAAAUCAUCAAUGCAGAGUUGGAAGACCGACGCAUACGAGAUUUCCUGAAAGACACCACUCAAAUGCAUAAAAAAAUCGAACUAAACAAGGAGUAUCAAACAUCGAAUUUUUCCUACUUGGCAAGGAAGGAACAUUUCGUAAAUUUGGUGCAUCAAAAUGUGCUGAACGAUUCACUGCACGGUGGCGGCAGUGCUACUGCUGCUGCUGCUCAGUCCGACAGUCUCGAUCAAUCGCUGCUGCUGGGCUAUAAGACUUUAGCUAAUGAAGAAGAAGGUAAGAACUUAGAUUUAGAUGUCAAUGAAUCAUUGGACGAGCUGGAAGUGAAAUGCAACGAGAAGUUAGAAAUGCUCACUAAUCUGCACCGGAACCGAUCGACCGAAAGAAGUCAAGAGGACAACGAACAGUUGGACAUGGAUCAACCGCCACCGACAUUGGUUCCGCCGCCUGACAAAAAAUUAUCCCUAAAUAGUCAACCCGUCAAUGGUAAAACAUCGAAUCAAAAUAACAUCGGUGGAAACGCAAGAAUGCAAGACGCAGCAAUAAGCGCCUAUCUGAAUCGAGAAUGGGUUUUGAAAAAGAUUGCCAUGUGCCUGGAACAGCGAGCUUCUAAGAAACCAAUUCCAGUCCCACCGGGUGCGGACCCGGCAGAUCGUGUGCCAUCCUCAACGUCUGGUUUCUUUCCUCGAGCCACCUCUACCCAUCAAGCAGCACCCAAUAGAGCCGUAGAUUUGCCGUCGUUGGGCUAUCUGGUCCUAGGAUCGAAUGGUUCUGGGAAAACUUCUAUUUGUAAUGACAUCAUCGAAGGCAGUGCCGGCACCAAAGGUAUGCUUAACAGAAGACUGCUGGCGUGUUACUUCGUAAAUUCGCAAAAUCCAGAGUGUCACAGUCUCAGUAUGUUUAUUCGAAGUAUUAUUCUUCAAAUUCUAAGUCACUCGAGUUUCGGUUGUAGUACGGCACCACCGGUUGGUACUACGCCUAACAUCACAGCCAACUCAAACGAUCUCACCAAUAAUGAACCGAAAGAACCAUCGGUCAUUGGAAGUAACGAUGCUCUGCCGGAGGCUGAUCAGCAGCAAUUUGCUGCCGACAGAAGUCCAAGUAAAGAAGCUGAAGAAAAAGUUGCCGGCUACGAUAAGGAACUGGAAGACGUGAUUCUUUCGGAAAUAAAACUAAACGAACGAGUAGCGGAGUUUUGCUCCAAAAAGAAAGUGUGCCGUCAGCAAUCGGAACCAGUGGAAAGUUUGAGUCGCGAUAAAGAGUUGUCCAACUAUCCGUACACCACACAUCCGCCGCUGUUGAAGAACGUGUCGGGAAAGGAAAGUUCCGAGAAUAGAAACAACAACAUUCUAAGUCCCGGUAAGGCAAAAGCUUCGAAAAUUCCGGUUGCUAUUGGAAGCAGUAUUCGGUCGCCAACGAAGGUAGUCCUUCCGAAGGAAAGUCCCAAAUCGGAAAACGGAGAGGAGGAGGAACUGUUAGAUGGUGCCGGUGACUGCAUCGCAGAUAUUUCCGAUAUUAAACUAGAUGACGAAAUAGCACGGGAAAUCAGCGAAGACGUUACAGUGGAAAUAAAAGAAACGGAAGAAAUCGUUGAACAAACGGUAGAAAAUAUCAAAACAGAACCUUCGAAGCCGACGACAGAACCUAAACCAGUCAUCGAACCACCGGCAGUAGACGGAAACAUUCCUCCGCCGUUGCCGAAAUCGAAAAAUUGUCGACAAAUCAUAGCCGAUGGGUAUUACGAGAUGUUGCUUAGUAAUCCGGACAUUUUCGAGUCGAUCACCGUUGACAGUAUCGAGAAAAAUCCCGAUGACUGUUUCAAAAAAGCAAUAUUGUUUCCGCUGUUGGAACUGAAUCCACCGAAGAAUGCCCUAUUGCUGUUAAUCGACUCGAUCGAUGAAAACUACAUCCAGGACGGCAAUUUGAUCUCGACGUUGAAGGGAAAGCAAAUCACCAAGAGUCGAAACAUUGCCGAGCUGCUGUCGAAUCACAUUCACUUGAUGCCGAAAUGGUUGUUCAUGGUUUGUACGGCCAAGAAGCAGAACAAAAACAUUACCAAGCUGUUUACCGGUUUCAAAAAGCUAACGCUAGACGACUUGCGCAAAAGUCAUGUCGUCAAGGACGUGCAGCAGUAUAUCAUCAAUAGACUGAACACCGAUUUCCGUGGUAUUAAUUUGACCAAAGAUAUUAUCGAAAGUCUGAAUCAGCUUUACAUCAAGUCGAACGGUUGUCUGCUGUAUUUGUUUAAAGUGCUGACGGGAAUCAAGGAGAAUUUCUUUACGUUCCGGGAGAUCAAACUGAUUCCGUGCACGUUGAAUGGGCUUUAUCUGUACAUCUGUCAGAAAUCUUUCAACAAAAAACAGUACAACAAAAUACGACCUAUUCUGAAUAUUUUGCUGGUGUGCAACAAUUACGUUGAUAAGUACUUUCUCUACAAUUGCCUGCGCACCCACAACUACACGCUGGACAUGGAGGAAUUCGAAAAACGGCUUGAUCUCAUGCGUAACAUAGUGGAGUACAGUCCCCGUAAUCCGUACGCUCUGAAAAUAUUUCACAAUUCCUUCUGUGACUGGUUGAUAGAUGUGAAAUUUUCGACCAAAAAGUUUCUGUGUGAUCUCAACGAGGGCCAUGUCAUGGUGUCGAUGUACUAUACCAUGGUUGCCGAUCAACUGUGUCCGAAUAAACUACGACUUUAUCUGUAUCAUCUGAUUAAAACUGGCGAGUACCUAACGAACAAAAACAUCAAUCUCGAUUUGCUGCUCAUUCUACUGGAAACGAAAUCAAAUCUCAGCGAUUGUUUCUACACGAACCUACUGAACUGCUGUGCUCUCUGCGAAGACGAGUGCAAAAACGACGUCAACCUGGCCUUGAGAACGCGUGUUAUGCUGGAACGCUAUUUGAAUGCCGAACUGAACGAAGAAUUUAUCGGUUUUCUGAACGAUUUUUUUAAACCGAACCUACCGACCGAUUGCAAGGUUCUGAAGCUGUUAAUCGAAACGGGCAUCAACAAUGCCGAUACGGUCCUGUCGUGCGAAUCGUCUGCCAUCAACUCACCGGUGUUAUCCGAUCGAUCACAGAACAUUGACUCGGAACUGGCGGAGCUGCUGAUAUCGAGUGAGAAAAGUUGUCAGCUGGAGUUACAGAAAUCGAUCAAUUUGGUUGAUAUUCAAUGCGGUGUCGCCGGAUUGGGUCCGACCGUCGGUUGCAAUACCAGUUCGGCUCCCCUAGUGGGAGAUAACUUCGAUGGUCAUGAUGGAGAUCGUUGUGAAAGUGCAAUUGUUGGUGAUGGAAGUGCCAUCGGUGAUUCCAAGUCGGACAUCCAGAAUGACCGGGUGCAGUACGAUAUGUUUGAUUCCGAGCUGCACAAAGGAAAAGCUUUGAUCCACAUACUGGCCAACGAAGGUAACCACACACUAUUGGAGAGGGCGUUAAAUGCCUGCAAGGACCCGAUUGAUUUGGAAAUCGAAGAUCUGAAUGGUCAAACGGCGCUGAAUAUUGCCGCCCGGAAUGGUCACAUCGAUAUCGUGAAGCUACUGUUGCACUACAAACAGCCCCUGAAUGACGGUACCGGGCGUUUCCGGAAAAUCAACGUAAACCACGCGGAUCGUGAUGGGUGGACACCGUUGCGAUCGGCUUCCUGGGGUGGUCACACGGAUGUGGUAAAGCUGUUGAUCGAGAGCGGUGCUUGUGCGAUCGAUCGAGCCGACAAAGAGGGUCGAACUGCACUGCGGGCAGCCGCUUGGAGCGGAAAUGAAGAUAUAGUGAAGAUACUGAUUGAGGCCGGAGCAAAUGUUAACUCGAUUGACAAGCAAGGACGGACAUCGCUAAUAGCGGCCUCGUACAUGGGACAUUAUGACAUCGUGGAGAUUUUGCUGGAAAACGGGGCGGAUGUGAAUCAUACCGAUCUGGACGGAAGAAAUGCUCUGUGCGUGGCUGCUCUCUGCGGUAGUUCCGGUUAUAGUAAGGUAAUAUCUACCUUAUUGGAAUAUGGAGCAAAUACCGAUCAGACGGACAACGAAGGAAUGUCACCGUUGUUGGUAAGUUCGUUCGAGGGAAACUCGGAAAUCUGUGAACUACUGUUAGAAAAUGGAGCAGACCCGGAUAUGGCUGAUCAUAUGGGCAGAACGCCGCUGUGGGCGGCAUGUACUUCUGGACAUGCACACGUCGUCAAACUGCUUUUGUUUUGGGGUUGUGGCAUAGAUUGUAUGGACUCGGAAGGACGCACUGUUCUUAGUGUGGCUGCAGCCCAGGGUAAUCUGGAAACCGUUCGUCAGUUGUUGGACCGUGGAUUGGACGAGACUCAUCGGGAUAAUGCAGGCUGGACCCCACUACAUUACGCUGCAUUUGAAGGUUAUGCUGAUAUUUGUAUCCAACUGCUUGAGUCCGGGGCAAAAAUAGACGAAUGUGAUAAUGAGGGUAAAGCUGCUCUGCAUCUAGCUGCCCAGGAAGGUCACAAUGCAGUUCUAGAAGCUAUCCUGAACGUACAUCGGCCUUGUAUUGACCAACGCGCGCAUGAUGGAAAGACGGCAUUCCGAUUGGCUUGCCUGGAGGGCCACUUCGAAUGCGUUCAGUCGCUCCUCAAGUUUGGGUGCGAUAUCAAUUCAAAGGAUGCCGAUUCGCGUACAACUUUGUACAUUUUGGCACUAGAAAAUAAGCUUAAGGUUGUAAAGUUCCUCUUGGAAUAUUCGCACGCGGACGUAAACAUUCCGGACGGUGAGGGACGUACGGCACUGCAUGUGGCUUCCUGGCAGGGACAUGCCGAAAUGGUGAAACUACUUAUCACAUUGGGUAAUGCCGACGUGAAUGCUAUGGAUCUCGAGUCGCGAACUCCUCUACACUCCUGUGCUUGGCAGGGUAACCAUGAAGUGAUGCAGCUGCUGCUAUACUAUGGCGCCAUUCCGGAUCAUGCUUGCAAGCAAGGGGCGACCGCAUUAGGGAUAUCCGCCCAGGAAGGACACGAAAAGUGUGUAACAUAUUUGCUCAAAUACGGCGCUAAUCCUUUCAAAUCUGAUCAUUGUGGUCGAACACCAAUCAAAUUGGCGGCCAAAUCGAAUCGAAACAACGUACUAAGAAUACUGGAGAACUACACCAAAAACGAUCUGGACGGUGGGAAAAUGGGUCACCAGAACUUGAAUUUGAAAUCCCCCGACGAGCUACCGCCGUCAUCCGCAAUUCACAACCCGUCACCUUCGGGACCGUUUCCGAAUCCGGGCCUGUUGAUGCCGAACAACUCGCUGGGCGGUGCAACGAACUCGACGCAGAAUAGCAACUUUUACGAAAACACAAUGCAAUCCGACAACAGCAGCCUACAGAAACGGAAGAGCGUCAUUUCUAGUCAAUCUACUGGUAGCAGUAACGAGCAGGCGCCAAUGUCUUUCACGCAGCAGCUACAGAAGCACUCGCGUCAUCAUAACUCAAAAUCACACCACAUUGUACAGCAGCAGCAUCAACCGCACAAUCAAGUUACGACCGGUAACGCUAGCAGCACCAGGUACGGUGGUUCCAAAAAGCACGCCCAAAUUCUACCGAACGUCGAGGAGUACCAGGCAAAUAUAGCCUCCAACAUUCGAAUGAAUCCGAACGACGCCGAUCUGUUUGAUUUGGGCUGCAUGUCGCCACUGUACGCAACACCACCGCACUCACCUAGCAGUGACAUAAGUUCACCGGGACAAAAUCAACCGCCGUCGUCGCUGGCCCAGUUGGGUAAGCAGUUUGAGGAAAUGAACAUCAGUCUUUCGAAUAACAGUACCAUCAUGAAUCCCUCUGAUAAUCACUUCGCUCGGGAUACUCACAUGAGAAUUAUUCUGGGAAACAAUCAAAAGGAGCAAUCACAGGGAGGAAAAUCAUCCAAACGCAGUGGCAUUGCAACGAAUCCUGCUAUGCGUCUGAUACGUAACCGGAUCGACUCGGCAGCCCAGCUAAUUCGACGAACGAACAAUAUACUCAGUAGUGGAGGGGGUAGCGGCCAAGGCUCGUCUAGCAUCGGCGUUAAGUCCGGUACGUUUCAGUGGCGAAAGGAGAGUCAAAUGUAAACAGUAGAAGACAAACAAAUACACAGGGAGUAUAACAGAACUACCUACACCGGUCAGAGUAACUGGCGAUUGAACGCCUAUUGCGCGCUAUUGUUUUUAAUUUCUCAAAGUAUUUCUCCUAGACGAUAACUGGGCUACAAUCUACCAGUUUGAAAAAAACAUAUAGGACUGUAAUAGACAAAAAAAAACAUGCUAAACAAUCAAUAAUUGGCUGGUUGCUAAACACGGGAAGCAAAAUCAACAAUUGUAGUGCACCAACGUUUAGAAUCUUAGCCAGAUGCACCAAUCUCGUUAUGAAAAGAAACACUGCUCGUAGCGCGUAAAAAAAAACCGUUAAUGCGUAGUAGAUCUCGAUGAACACUAGUUUUGUUUCGCCGGUUGUGAACGAUAUUUUCAGUUGGGAGGUUUUGUACGUUAAUCCUCGAAUCGAGAUUUGGAACGAUAAUCAGUGCCAAUAAGUUUUCGACGCGAACUAGUCCUACUUCAACCUUGUUUUUUACUUUUUGUCGUGCUCUUCUAUGAGCUACCCAAAACUAAGUCGUUAUCUGCUUUGACUUGAUCGUAAAAAAAUAGGUAGUGAUCAUUGCCAAAGUUGGCAUGACAACACUUUGGGCAAUCUUACAUUUAUUGAGGUUCACUCGUUACCUAAAAAUGCGGAGAUGCACUUUAGUUGAUUUUUGUCAGGUUUCGACCCAAAAUUAUGUAGCGGCUAGUAAGAGUGUAUAUCUUAAGAGAAUUCUUCUAUUUAGCUAGUGUCAGUAUUAAUUUACUUCGCAUCGUGUGCAGAUCGCUGUUUGGUCUCACAAUUUGGCUCUUUUGAGGAUCAUUGAAUCGAUUCCCAAUCACUAUUAUAUACUUCUUCCUCUAAAGUAAGCGAAUCUAUAACACUUCUAAUUAGCGCAAACAUUAUUUUUGUUGUAUUUUGGGCCUCGCGUGCAUCACCAAAAGUGUGAGUGUUGCUAUUUUAUUCGUUUUUUCUCUGAAGUGCCUUUCCUCAAUACUCCGACAAAAACAUAAGUCGAAUUACUGUAAGUUUCGAUUUUUGGUAAAAACCACAAGGAUCAGCCCCAUGGGGUUGUUCGAGCUAUUUAUGUGGAACAAGGCAACCAAAAUUUCUAAUGAUCGAUGGCGCACUUGCACGAAGUCUCCUUCGAUUGAUCUAUUACACGCGGUUUUUUUAUAUGCGUUUGUUACGCGGCUUUUUUUACGAGGAUUUCCGAAGCUAAGGGGUUUUUUAUGCGGAUUCCCGAGUGUCUUGAGAACCAACAUCUAACACGCAAACCCAGACUCUGUUUACUUUGAUUGGUGUUUGUCCUGUAUCCGUAGAAAUUACAUCAAUAGCCCAAAUAUAUGCAAUUAUACCUGCGUGCAUACUAGCGUAACGGAUAAUCGAUAUUUGAGCUUUUCUUCGCCAAGCUUGUAUUCAAGUGUUUUUCAAGCAUGCAGUUAUUUUUAUAGCGUUCUCUACCAUUAUUACCAUUUUGCGAUUUCGGUAAUUAAUCGAGUUCAUCUUAUUUGAACUGGAAAUUAGUCUUAAGCACCUAAAAUUUACCCAGGGAUACUUGCAAAUUUCUCAGGUGAAAAUAAUGACACAAAGCAUUUCAUCCAAACUCGCAUGACACAAUAUCAAAGCAAACCAAUUAAAGCUUCAAAUUGUUUUAUAGCGCUUUGUGUCUUGUUGCUUAGCAGCUACCUUCCUCUGACAUGUUAAUGUUACACGUGAUACUAAAACGUUGGCUAUAAUUUCGCUCAUAUUUAUAGAUUCGCGUGCUUCCCUACAGCGUUGCUUCUGCAUCAAUUGACCAAUAAGAGCGAUGCUGUCCACCUGAUCGCUUACUUCUUCAACUAUCGUCUCCGUGAAAUCCAAAAAUCCAAGUCAGAAUAGUGUCUUAGAUUUUUAGCUGACAAAAUAGGACAAUGCUCGCCAGUAAUCAAAAUUUCAAUCAUUUAUAAUUGAAAAUACGUGGCUUGAUACAUUCAAAACAAAUCUUAGAAAUACUUCCAAUCUAAAGGUGAAAAAUAUGAAUAAUUGAUACAAAAUUGACAGAGCUUGUGAGUGUCCGAAACCUGACCACAUUUCUACGAGUAUUUUUUCUUGAGUUUCUAAAUUGCACCGCUAUAUAGAGAACAAAGAUGAAUCAACUGUAUGAAAGCAUUGGACAUGCUGUCAGAAUGAUAAGAACAAAAGAAAAAAAAUUCACUCAAAAUUGUAGCUCUUAAAGAGUCAACAAAGAAACGAACAAAUUUUGGAUAAUCUUGAAAACUCCACUUUCAACGUCAUUUCUAAUUUCGAACUAUGUUUUUUUUUGUUUGUUUGUAGUUCAUCGUGAUAAAAUAACAAAUCUUUCUCUUUAGAAGAAUCUAAAUUCGAGAUCUGUUAUUUCUUAUAUGUAUUAUCUAAACCCGAAAAUGAUCAGAUUCCACUUCUUCUACACUGCUGCCCAUUUAGUGGGCGGGAAUCAUUUCUCUAAACCUAGAACAAUUUUAUACAGGCCUAUCGUCAACUCGCGUCAUACAGCGAUAAUUCCGACAUUUAAAUUUCUUUUUACUGUACACCUACCUAGUGAACUCGCUGCAGUUGUGGUAUUUGAUAACGAAAAACAAAAAAAAUGUUAGAAAUCAACAGUUAAUAUGUAUUAAAAUACACUACCUAAGAGUAAUAAAAAAACACAGCUCUAAUAAUACAGUAAAAGAUAAGAAAAAGGUGAGCAAUCGGCAGUAAACAGCAGCAAAACAUAAACGCAUGAAAGCAAAAGAAAAAAAACAUUCGAUGGCAAAUUUUCGUAUAUAACUGAGGAAACACUUAGGUAUAUGAUAUACAACACAACCAACAUGUACAAGCAAAAGCAAAAUGAAGCAUUUAAUUUUAGAGAUUGAAUUCCAGUAAUCGGAUAAAACUUGUGUAAGUUAUACCAUAGUAGCGUGUACGAAAGAAUGGAGUUUACCGACUGGGAGAGAAAGUUUUCGUUUUCUUUAUGCGUGUGAAUUAUUUAGGUACCGUUUUUUUCCUCUGUUCGGAAAUGAAAGAACAAAAACUACUCAUACAAGCUUGUGUACCCAAUUCGAUUAGUUUAUCUAACACAUCUAGUCUUUAUUUUAGGCAUAUUUACACAUAAUCAAUAUAUUUUGUACAAAAUUUAAAUAUAAUUUUCGCUUUCCGCGUGUGUGCGAUGUGAUUCAGGACACGUUCCGCAGAGAUACUCUGUGCUGUGUCCGUCAUAACGAAGGAUUCGCUUAGAAUCCAUUAUUUUCGUAAGCAAUUAUUUAUUUCGCAUUUAUUUGUCUUACCCUGAAAAUGGAGCUGCAAACAGUACGGACGAAAUAUAAGCAUUUCGAUACUAAUCAAGUGAGGCGUAUUUAAUAAGUUACGUCUUAUUCCAAUAUUAUGUACGUCAUCGUUCUUUUGUUUGUUUUCUUUGGCACAAUGUACUUUAGGCCAAGAAGAGAAAAGUAGUGAGCGAAAAUAAUGUAGGCAAUAAAAAUCGUACAAUGGAAAAA
This is a messenger RNA of Malaya genurostris, 11497 nucleotides long. RefSeq lists its product as uncharacterized. The transcript is spliced from 8 exons. Gene Ontology annotation, molecular function: protein binding. Lineage: Eukaryota; Metazoa; Arthropoda; Insecta; Diptera; Culicidae. The record is from RefSeq and is a predicted model, not a curated record. Bases 1526 to 7999 code for a protein of 2157 amino acids.